Ficedula albicollis (Collared flycatcher) is the source of this 1592-nucleotide messenger RNA. RefSeq names its product coiled-coil domain containing 90B (gene CCDC90B). The transcript has 9 exons. Gene Ontology annotation, cellular component: mitochondrion. Bases 32 to 790 code for a protein of 252 amino acids. NCBI's taxonomy places the organism in Eukaryota, Metazoa, Chordata, Aves, Passeriformes, Muscicapidae. The record is from RefSeq and is a predicted model, not a curated record.
UGAGCGGGCGGAAGCGGAGAGCUGGGGCGCCAUGAGGGGCGCCGGGAGCAGCGGUGCCAUCCGCGCCUGGGCCGGCCCGCUCCUGCUCCCGGGCCCGGCGCGGCUGCCCCCGGCUCCUCGCAGAGGUUUUGCUGCCACAUUCGUUAGGAAGUCAUAUGAUGUCAGAAGAGUUGAUAUCACUCCCCUGGAGCAGAGGAAGGUGACUUUUGAUACCCAUGCUUUAGUGCAGGAUCUAGAAGCCCAUGGCUUUGGGAAGGAGCAAGCACAGACCAUCGUGUCGGCGUUGAUAACCCUGUCCAAUGUCAGCUUAGACACCGUCUAUAAGGACAUGGUUACACAGGCCCAGCAGGAAAUAACUUUACAGCAGAUAAUGGCACAUUUGGACUCCAUUAGAAAAGAUAUGGUCAUCCUGGAGAAAAGUGAAUUUGCAAACUUGAGAGCAGAGAAUGAGAAAAUGAAAAUUGAAUUAGAUCAAGUUAAACAGCAGCUAAUGACUGAAACCGGUAAAAUCCGAGCUGACAGCAAGCUGGACAUAAACCUGGAGAGAAGCAGGGUGACAGAUAUGUUUACAGAUCAGGAGAGGAAACUGAUGGAAGCAACUACAGAGUUCCAUAAAAAAGAUGCAAAUACCAACAGCAUUAUCUCAGAAAUCAGUAAUAAAAUUGACACUGAAAUAGCUUCCUUGAAAACACUCAUGGAAUCGAAUAAACUUGAGACCAUUCGCUAUUUGGCAGCUUCAGUGUUCACUUGCCUAGCAAUAGCACUGGGGUUUUACAGGUUCUGGAAAUAGAUCUCCAUGGAAUGACUGCACUAAAUACAGACAGAAAAGGCCACCCAGGCAACACCACUCUGAUGAUCAUACUUGUGCUAUAGAUAACCCUGGCACCUUUUUGUCUUGAUAUUCUUUCUGUAUAAUAAAAAUGUUUUCUGAGUAUGAAACACUGAAGAGCAAAAUAAUUGGGGGGAAGUAGCCAAAUAGUAAUAUUUUAUUGCCUCCUAUUCAAUACUGUAUUUAUUCCAAAGUAUUUCUUAUGCUAUACCAGAAAUAUAUCUUUUAGAAUUAAAUUUGAUUUUUUUGUGGAAAAUACUCAGAUAAGUGCUCUUAACUUCCCCCCUCAAGAAGCACAGAGUAUUUCCAAGAAACUUGCACAUAUUUUCUGGGCAUAGUAUCUGGCUUUUAAUAUGGAAAUACUCAGAAUCUCAGUGGUGCCAGUAAUCCUCUUCCCCACUCUUCUGUAAUCCUGUGGGACACACUCACCCUCCUGACCACACUCUCAAGGACUUGACAACUCUUGUUGCAGAGUUGCAACAUAGGUGGAUGCCUUCCAAAACUGAAGCAGUUCCAUCUUGUUGAGUACAAAUGCAGAUGCUUGGUUUGAUUCUUUUAGUAAAAUAAUAAAGUCUUUCUGGAUUAACUUUGAAGUAAAAAUAGGCCUUUUAUGGAUUAAGGACUAUAGUACUGACUAGUGGCAGAUUUUUUUUCAUUGCUGUUUUAUUCUGUUUACAGUUGAACUUGCUGGUAUUCUGACAAUCCCUAUAUUCUCUGCAUUAAAUUAUUUAUCAUCUUCAUUCAAAAUAAAAUUAAUUUCUUA